Messenger RNA from Clupea harengus (Atlantic herring), 5846 nucleotides. It is a transcript of the gene nedd4l, whose product is annotated as NEDD4 like E3 ubiquitin protein ligase. Gene Ontology annotation, molecular function: protein binding; sodium channel inhibitor activity; ubiquitin protein ligase activity. Lineage: Eukaryota; Metazoa; Chordata; Actinopteri; Clupeiformes; Clupeidae. Gene Ontology annotation, biological process: regulation of dendrite morphogenesis; ubiquitin-dependent protein catabolic process; protein ubiquitination. Gene Ontology annotation, cellular component: cytoplasm. The record is from RefSeq and is a predicted model, not a curated record.
CUUCUCUUUCUGGAUCUCUCCUCCUCUCUCCCUUCCUCUAAUGCUGCCCCUCCUCUCUCUCUCACUCACUCACUCUCUCUCUUUCUUUCUGGAAUUAGUCCUCUGAAGUUUUGGCUCGCUGGCAGUGCCUCUCCUGUUACUGUGGUGUGAGCUGUUGCUGCUGCUGCUGCUGCUCUCAUUCUUGGUCUUUUCUUUGAGUGAAGGUGGGUGGAAAAUUUACAAGAGAGAAGUAUAGACACAAAAGGGGGGUUAGGAAGGAGGGGAGAUUUAUUUGCCUCUUGAGUAGUUUAGCCAUCGGCAGCCCAGGGCUGGCUCAGACGGCAGAAGGACGAGAGAAUGUCCCACCGGCUGCGGUUGUAUUUUGGCGCCGGCCGCAGUAACACAGCCCCUGAGCUGGAGGAGCCUGACGACGAGAGCAUUGAGGAUGGGAUGGGGUUCCGCUGCACCGGUGGAGCCAUGUCUUUCCAGAUGCAGCCAAGGCAGGGUAGGGUGUUCUAUGAGGCACAGCCAGCCGGAGACGCCUCGCUCAAGCGUAGCUCCUCCAUGUUCAUCCCACAGCUCAGUUCUCCUGAGCCACGGCCCACCAAGAGCUCCUCUAUGCAGAUAUCCCUCCAGCGUUCCAGCACACCUGCAGAUGAUGCGCUUUACCAGGACUGCCCACCAGCAUACCCAGACGAACCUGCCCCCGCCUACACAGAGCCUGCUCCUGGCUGGAAUGCCCCACCUGAAUACCCACGAGGGAUGAGUGCGGAGCACACGCACCCUAAUACUGAGCCUGCUCUCCCAAAGAGGAGAGUGUUUUGUGGGGGGCCUGGCGAUAUUCAGGAUGGAUACUUAUCCGGAACUUCUCCUGGGAUUAGUAUUGGAGGUUUCUGCAUCAAGAGAAACUCCCCAGAUGGAUCAGAGGUCCAGCAGCUAAGGAUCCUGCCCUAUGGAUCGGACAGUCAGACUGGUCCAUGCCACUGGUCUGUCCAGCAGAACUUGGAUGGUGGCUCUGGGGCUCAGAGGCUUGUGUUUCAGCUUCAGCAGGACCAGCCGAGACAUUCUGACUUUCAGAAGGAGGCUUUCAACCUGGGUUUCAUUGGAUCUAAGGGAGGACGUGUUGUACGGUACCCCAGGAUCCGCCUGGAACGGAGCACCUCUCAGCCAGUUAAACCCCAUGCCAUCCCUCGGCGGACUGGGUCCACUCCAGACCUUUUGGGGAGCACCUCGCAGAUGGACACCCAAAGUGAAGAUGCUAGUGAGGAUGGAGCUCAAGGCUGCACAUUUAACAUUCAAAAGGAGCAGAAACUCAGACAGCCCCAGUUUAAAAUCUACUUCAGCCAGGGUGCAGAUCACUGUCCCAUGUCAGCACAGGAUACAAGUUUGAGAAAUGGACCAGUCAGGAUAAAACCUCAGACAAGAGAUGACUUUCUCGGACAAGUUGAUGUGCCUCUUAAUCAUUUGCCGACAGAGGACCCGGCAAUGGAGCGGCCAUACACAUUUAAAGACUUCCUUUUGCGUCCUCGAAGGUCAGUGCUUAUUCACAAGUCCCGGGUGAAAGGGUACCUCCGUCUGAAGAUGGCCUAUCUGCCCAAGAAUGGAGCGCAGGAAGAAGACACCGCUGAGAUGAGGGAGGAGGCAGAGGGUUGGGAAGACUCGACUGACCCAGGCACCCAGCGUCCCCAGCAGCUUCUGCCCCCACUACCCCCUGGAUGGGAAGAGAAGGUCGACAACCUGGGCCGCACCUACUUUGUCAAUCACAACAACCGCACCACACAGUGGAAGAGGCCUAAUACUGUGGAUGUGGUGUCGGAGACAGAGAAUGAUAACCAGUUGCGGGAGAUCAACCAGGAGGCACAUCGUGUGUUCCGCACUCGCAGGCACAUCAGUGAGGACCUGGAGAACGAGCACCAGGAGCCUAGAGACGUGGACGAUACAUGGGAAACGAUCACAGAGGAGAGCGCUGUUGACUCCCUUAGCCAAUCCCUGCCAGGUCCGUCCUCGGCCACGCCUGGUGGACCGGAGUUCUCUGAGGAGAUAAGCCUCCGCCUGUCACUCACCCCUGACUCUAAUGGGGAGCUGCCUGGGCCCAGCUCUGCUGUGCAGAGCCAUCUCUCCUCCAGACUGCGUUCCUCCAGUAUGACUGAUGGCGUUAGUGAGCAGGUCCAGCCACCCCCUCCAAUGCAGAGCGCCCAGGCCAGACGAAGCAGAGCUCAAACUGUCACAGGCGUUGAGGAGCCCAUGCCUCCAUCAUCAGCGGCCUAUGCGCUGACCACCCCAGGCCUGCCCCCUGGCUGGGAGGAGCGGAAGGACGGCAAGGGACGCAUGUACUAUGUCAACCACAACAUCCGCAGCACCACCUGGACCCGGCCGAUCGCGCAGAACACAGAAGACGGUGCCAGCAGCUCGGCUGGAGCCGGGACCAGCGGGGGCGCCACCCCCUCCCCGGGCGGGGCCAGUGGGGGCCACCUGAGCGAGCCCCAGAUGCGCCGGCCCCGGAGUCUCAGCUCCCCCACCGUCACCCUCUCCACUCCACUGGAGGGGGCCAAUAACAUUCAGGUACGUCGAGCUGUGAAGGACACCGUGUCCAAUCCCCAGACGCCACAGGCCUCCCCCUUCAGCUCCCCCAAGUCUACGCCCAAGACUCCCCAGAGCUUCCUACCACCCGGCUGGGAGAUGAGGAUCGCCCCCAAUGGACGGCCGUUCUUCAUUGAUCACAACAGCAGGGUCACCACCUGGGAGGACCCACGCCUGAAAUACCCCAUCCACAUGAGGACAAAAGCAUCCCUGGACCCUGGUGACCUUGGCCCGCUUCCAAAUCUUCCAGAGGAGCCUGGCUGGGAGGAGCGUGUGCAUGCUGAUGGAAGAACCUUCUACAUCGACCACAACACCAGAAAUACGCAGUGGGAGGACCCUCGGCUCCAGAGCCCUGCCAUCACAGGCCCUGCUGUGCCAUACUCAAGGGAGUUCAAACAGAAAUACGAUUACUUCAGAAAGAAGUUAAAGAAACCGGCGGAUAUCCCCAACCGCUUUGAGAUGAAGCUCCACAGAAACAACAUCUUCGAGGAGUCGUAUCGGCGCAUCAUGUCGCUGAAGCGACCGGACAUCUUGAAGGCGCGCCUGUGGAUAGAGUUUGAGUCUGAAAAGGGCCUGGACUAUGGCGGUGUGGCCCGUGAGUGGUUCUUCCUGCUCUCCAAGGAGAUGUUCAACCCCUACUACGGCCUCUUCGAGUAUUCAGCCACGGAUAACUACACCCUGCAGAUCAACCCCAACUCAGGCCUCUGUAACGAGGACCACCUCUCAUACUUCAAGUUCAUUGGACGCGUGGCAGGCAUGGCUGUGUACCAUGGGAAGCUUUUAGACGGCUUCUUCAUCCGCCCCUUCUAUAAGAUGAUGCUGGGGAAACAGAUCACACUGAAGGAUAUGGAGUCUGUGGAUAGUGAGUACUACAACUCCCUCAAAUGGAUCCUGGAGAACGAUCCCACUGAACUCGACUUGCGGUUUUGUAUUGAUGAAGACAACUUUGGCCAGACAUACCAGGUUGACCUGAAACCCAAUGGCUCAGAUAUGUUGGUCACAAAUGACAACAAAAAGGAGUAUAUUGAUCUUGUCAUCCAGUGGAGGUUUGUGAACCGGGUGCAGAAACAGAUGAAUGCCUUUCUGGAGGGUUUCACUGAACUCAUUAUUAUCGACCUUAUCAAGAUAUUUGAUGAGAAUGAGCUAGAGCUCCUGAUGUGUGGUCUGGGUGAUGUGGAUGUGAAUGACUGGAGGCAGCACACGGUCUACAAGAAUGGCUACUGCCCCAACCAUCCUGUCAUUCAGUGGUUCUGGAAGGCUGUGCUUCUGAUGGAUGCGGAGAAGAGGAUCCGUCUGCUACAGUUUGUCACUGGGACGUCCCGAGUGCCAAUGAACGGCUUCGCUGAGCUCUAUGGUUCCAAUGGGCCCCAGCUCUUCACCAUAGAGAUGUGGGGGACGCCUGAUAAGCUGCCCCGAGCGCACACCUGCUUCAAUCGACUGGACCUGCCUGCCUACGACACGUUUGAAGACUUAAGAGAGAAGCUGCUGAUGGCUGUCGAGAAUGCCCAGGGCUUUGAGGGAGUGGACUAAAGAGAGAGAGAGAGAUCAGAACUGCCUGGCAAUGCAACUACAGACAAAGCACUACUCUCUCACACACACACACACACACACACAAAGAUACACACACACACACUCACACACACACACAGAUACACACACAUAAAGCUGCCAUUUUGCCACUGAGCCCUAGUGGCCCACAGGUGUAGCUGCGCAGACGCAGACGCAGACGCAGACGUGCACGUUUAUGCAUGCAGCGGGCUGCAGCCCAACCCUGAGACUGCUCAUAGCCCAGCAGUCAAGCAAAAGAGCAGGGCCCUUUAUGCUGGAGUCGGUGUCUGUGUCUGUCUGUCUGUCUGUCUGCCUGUCUGGGGGGGCUGAGGCAGGGCAGGGCAGGCAGGAGCAGAGGCCCCUUCUCCAUCUCGUUAGACACGAGUCUCCGGUGCAUUUCUACUCUUCUCUUCUGCUGGAAACGGGCACGGCCCUGAGUUUUUGCAUUAUUUUAAUAAAAAAACAAACAAAUAAAAAAAAACAACAACAAAAAAGCAAACACUAAGACAACCUUGCAACUAUGACUUUAGCAGGUCUCACACUACCAUAUUACCUUAGCAACACAAGCCAAGCACUGAUGAUGACAUGAUGACCGAUGAUCAGAGUCCACUCUCUCCUCCCCAACAUGCCACGCUGUCCUGCCUCCUGGCUUUUUAAUUCUCCUUUUGCAACAAAAAAAAGCUAUGAAGCAACAGGAUGUUCAUAAUCAUUUUUAUUGGAUUUUUAUCAUCCUUGUGGUUACUCUUAGGGAAUACUCAGAUGUGAUAUUUCUACCAAUCUGAUGGUUUGCCCCCUUAGGCUAUGUUAUCUGUAGGCAUGAAUCAAGCCAACAGUGAAAAAUCAUCCAUAUGGAUUGCGAGCAAGCCUCAAUUUACACAUUUAUCAUAGUGCUAUGAAACUGGCAUGAACAUGUUACUUGUGUUUGCUAUGAUUACAUAGUAAUUGUUCUGUUUUUCUCCUGCUGAGAUGUACAAGAAGGGCUGUGGUGAAAAUAUAAGACAUGUACAUUAGUUUGGGUUGGAGAAGGUGGGGACAUCACAGCAGAUAUACAUAUUAUUAUUAUUAUUAUUAUUACUAUUAAUAUGAAGAUUAUGCUUAUCCAUGUCCAUAAUGCUGUAAAUUAAUUUCUUAACAAUUCUUUCUCAUAUGUAUGUAUUACAUCAGAUGGAAGUAUUAAUGAACACAUGAACGAUUGAAGCUGUGCAAGAUGUGAUGUUGAAAGCCACAGGCUUUUUGUCUUUGUUUUAUUCUCUCUCUCUCUCUCUCUCUCUGUCUGUCGAUGCUUCUUUCUCUCACACACACCACUAAACCAAAAGGGCACUUUAUUGAUCCCAUUCUUGAUCAUAUCGGCUGUCCUGCGUCUUAUAUUAACUUGAAUGUGAUUUUGUUUGUUUGUUGAUUUCUGCUCUUGAAAGCACUCAAUUACCUGGUGCAAUACCUUAUGUCUACAUCUGACUGCUGCUAACGUUUUAACACACAGUCAUGGCAACCCAGACCUGGGUCUCCCAUUUUCUAGAUUCUUCCUUCAGCCACUCACUAAACAUAAAUGUGGCCUAAUAAAUUAAUGGUAUUAUUUAUCUGUCCUCCUUUUUUUUUCUUUCUUUCUUUCUGUGUCAUUUUUAAAUGGGGUUCUUUUUUAUGAAUGGGGGAAUUAUCACUUUGUUUAAUUCCACAUCACCACAAGCUCAUGCAUUUCAUAUUACUUGGAACAAAUUAAAGUGAGACAUUGAACUCCGUAA